CCAACCAAACAAGCCUGAAGCCGGCAUGAUGCUGUUCUUCAACUCAACUUACAAUGGCUGCCAACAUCGUUAACGGGCAGUAAAGUGCGAGGCUUCAACACACUGCGUCUCUUUCGGGAUUAUUAAUCUUGAGCCAUCGAUAUUGAACGCUGACAAAAGAUAUACGAGUAGAUAUCUCAUCCAAGCUAGCACAACGUAUGACGAGUCACCGUUCAGAUCCACAGAAAAAAAGCCAACUAACUACUUGUACGAACCCACUUCGGCAACAUAUAAAGCCUCACGGCAUAUCCAGUCUACAACCGCCAACAUAGAGACCUCAAAGAGACUUGCACACAUCUACCUGCGAUCUGUCAGUCGAAGCCCGAGCAGAUCAAAGUCUCCUGUCCCUCAUCCCAUGACAGCCACCGACAACAGGGACAAGAUUGUCCUUGUCACAGGUAUAUCAGGCUACAUUGCCUCCCAACUUGGCCUGCAACUGCUCCAAAAGGGGUAUACAGUCCGCGGCACAUCCAGGUCCUCUGCUGCGAAAGACCAUCUCCUGGCUGGUGCCUUCAAGGGCUACGACUCACAGUAUGAGCACGCCGAAGUCAAAGACAUGACGGCCAAGGGCGCAUUUGACGAAGCGGUCAAAGGCGUCCACGCAAUCAUCCACACUGCUUCGCCUGUCGACUUUUCUUUGAAAACAGUCGAUGAGUUCUUCGGCCCAGCUGUGGGCGGGAACCUAUCCAUUCUCGAGUCGGCCAAGACUUUCGCCGGACCGCAGCUGAAGUCCUUGGUCGUGACAUCCUCGGUCGCUGCAAUAGUGGACAAAUGGAAGCAGCCGGCUGAUCAUGAAUAUACUGAAGCCGACUGGAAUACGAGCGGAGAAGCGGUCGCCAGGGAGACGUUCUCGGCACCCGUGGCUUAUGGGGCGUCUAAAGCAGCAGCCGAGAGAGCAUUGUGGGAAUGGGUCGGAGCAAAUCACCCGUCGUUUGCUGUCGCGGCAAUCAAUCCCAGUGUUGUCACAGGUCCACCAGUGUCCUGGCCAGCUUCACCUGAGAAACUCAACGAGACCUUGAUGCCUAUCUGGCGGAUAUGGAGCGGCGACAAAACGAUGCCUUCACAGAUUGGCGGAGCAGGCUAUAUUGACGUGCGAGACGUCGCACGCAUGCAUAUCUGGGCGAUGGAACAUCCUGAGAAGAGUGACGGGCAAAGGUACCUAGUGUCGAAUGGCAAAGCUCCGCCACAGGCUGCCGCGGAUCUGCUCAGGGAGCACUUCCCCGAGCGGGACAUCAUUGUCGGCACGCCUGGUCAAGGAUACACGCAGGAUUACUGGUAUGUGCAGGGUGAGAAUAGUCUGGUUUCAAGCAAAGCAUACAAAGCGCUGGGAGUGGACAGGUUCAUCCCUUACGAUAAAUCGAUAUUGGAUACCGUGGAGGCGUUUGAGAAGCAAUGGCCGGGAUACGCGAAAAGUUUGACGAACUGAUAUGAGCCUGUUUACGUUAACUUUUAGCGAGCGCGAAUAGACUAUGUUGUUAGCACUCACCUUUUGCUCACCUUUUGAGGCGGGAUGGAACUUUCUAGAAACAGAUCCCUGAUAUAC
This is a messenger RNA of Exophiala xenobiotica, 1582 nucleotides long. RefSeq lists its product as uncharacterized. The transcript has a single exon. The record is from RefSeq and is a predicted model, not a curated record. NCBI's taxonomy places the organism in Eukaryota, Fungi, Ascomycota, Eurotiomycetes, Chaetothyriales, Herpotrichiellaceae. Gene Ontology annotation, molecular function: oxidoreductase activity, acting on the CH-OH group of donors, NAD or NADP as acceptor. The coding region runs from base 395 to 1465 and encodes 356 amino acids.